Molecule: messenger RNA, 1710 nt
Organism: Arvicola amphibius (Eurasian water vole)
Lineage: Eukaryota; Metazoa; Chordata; Mammalia; Rodentia; Cricetidae
Gene: C8H6orf118
Product: chromosome 8 C6orf118 homolog
Exons: 11
Coding region: 1-1710 (569 amino acids)
Source: RefSeq, a predicted model, not a curated record
AUGGGGGCGAGCAGAAGCACCUCUGCUCUCCUGGCUUUCCACAGUGCAGGCAUAGAUACUGCUGCUAAGGAGGCGCCUCCCUGGGAGAGCCCAGGCCUGGCAGAGGAGCCAUGGGAAAUCUUGGUUCUCCUGCCACCCUGUGGCCAGGCCCCACAGCUACAUUGUAGAGGAGGGGCUAAGAAUGUUGAUUGUUCCCAUGGAAACUGCAGCCUUGACUCCCAACUGGUGACUGGAGGGGCGAUGGCUAAGGAUCUGGAACCUGACUUUUACCUGAAGUGGAAGCACUGUGAGACACAUGGUGUUAAGACUCUGUGCAACCUGAGGGAGCUCCUCACCCGACUCCAGGAGGAUCACAAGGAUGAUGUCUAUGUCUACACCUCUGGACACCUGAACCCCAACAAACUUUAUAAGCCACCCCAGACUAUUGCCCAGCACUGGCGCAAUGCAAACCGGCCAAGGGAGCAAACCAGGGUCUUCCCACCCUCUGUGUCCAGAGACAAACAGUUAGCAAAGAUGAAAGACGCAUGGACUUACUUCACCAUCAACACAGCCCUGCAUCCCAAUGACAGCCAAAACUCGCAGCUGUUCCGGUAUUUGAACCCACAUGUGAUCACUUCCCAUGCUUCCAAAGAGGGUGUCGCCUUGAAGUUUUCAGAGGACGAGGAGGAGGACGAAGUAAGGGAAAGACACGUGUUCUCUCGGGAAAGACACAGGAAGGAGGAGCUCAGGCUGCCUGAGAUGAAAGUGCUCAAAUACCCAGAGGUGACAUCCAGUCGCCAGUGCUACAAGUCUCCCCCAGGCAGGGAUGUGUACCGCUAUGUCAGCUCCUAUCUAGCUGGUAUAACAAAAGCUGACAGAUACAACAAGUUCCGUAGCUUCCAGAAAGAAGUGUUGGCAAAGGAAGAUCUCCUGAAGAAUGAUUUCACAGGGAGCAAAGUGGCUGUGAACCACGAGAACAAACUGAAGGAGGAGCUUGAGAAGAUAUGCACUUGCAAUCCUCAGCAAUUCAACCGGUUGCAGGUCUUUGGGGAAAUCUUUGAGGAUAUUUGCAACAGCUCUUUGAUCUUCGGGGACCUCCUUAAAGAGGUUAAGGAUGAAUACGAACUUUACAUGGCGGCUCUUCUGGACUCACAGCCCACAGCACAGUAUAAGCGGCUCCUGGCAGAAGUUAAGGGAUUGGAGAAGAGCCCUGUGCACAGCACAGACAUUGAACAAGCCAAGGAGCAGCUGAGGAAGCUCGAGCAGGCUGCCCUGGCAGCCCUGGAGCACAAUGACAAACUGAGAAGUGAACUGGAGGUGGAGAGCCUGUUACUGCAGUCUGCUAAGGAGAAAUGGGAAUCUUUUGACAGAAACAAAAAUGAUGAAAACCAACUCACUCUGAUUGAGAAGGUUGAGAAGAGGAGAUGCGAAAUCUUUGAAAAAUGGGAUGAGAUUAAAGCACUUGAAAAACACAUUAAAGAAACGAUGGUGCAUUGGAGAGUGUCGGAUAUCACCGAGAAUGGGAUUAAAAGUGUAGAGAAUGAAGCUUUAAAAUUGGAAACAACCAACAGAAUCUUAAAGAAGAAAAUAAAAGUUAUUGAAAACCAAGUCAAGCAGCUCAUAAAAAACAGUAAGAUCGGCGAAGAGGAGAGGCAGAUUCUGUGGGAUCUCAUUAAAGAAUAUGCAGAUUUAGAAGAUGCAGAAGAUGACUCUCAGAUGUUUGGGAAGUGA